Messenger RNA from [Torrubiella] hemipterigena, 2161 nucleotides. The record is from the annotation of a GenBank genome assembly. NCBI's taxonomy places the organism in Eukaryota, Fungi, Ascomycota, Sordariomycetes, Hypocreales, Clavicipitaceae.
ACCAAAACACCAACAUGACCAUCACUGUUCGCUUGGCCACAGAGGCCGACGUGGCCGGUAUCACCGAUGUCUCCAUGGAAGCCUUUGACCCUUCCACAGACGCCAUCGCAAGGCACUUGUUCCCACCACACCUACGAAAUCACGCGAAUGACUUCCGGGCCUGGUCCAUCAGCCGCAAGUCCACGCGGCUUCGGACGCCCUACACGCUCAUGAUGGUGGCUGUGGACGACACCAUUUCGGACACAACUGAAGCAGUUGUAGGCUAUUCAACUUGGAUACAGCCCGCACCGCCGGGCGAAGGCCCCGCGCGGCCCAAAACACCACCAGCGGGGAUCGACGCGGAUGCUCUGGCGCAGCUGAAGCAGGCCAUGAUGCAGGACGAAGAAGAUACAAAUAGUUUGAAUCUUCCAAGAAAGCUGUGGACCCUUGAUUCGCUGGGAGUGCGGCCAGAGCAGCAGGGCAAAGGCAUCGGGAAGAGGUUGUUAAAGGACGGCAUGGAUAGGGCAUUUGCCGAUGGAUGUGAUUGCUAUCUCAUUGCUACGCCGGCGGGGAUGCCACUAUAUCGGUCUGCUGGGUUCAAGGACGUCCGAGUCGUUCACAUCUUUGGCGAGGAGCACAUGUCGAUGAUGAAGGCACUUCCUGGGGCAGACUAAACGAUUGAUACGUAUAUAAAAACGUAAGAAAUGCGAAUGAAUUGCUAAAUAAGUGAUAAUAAGAAGUAGACCGAAACGCCGGAGGACCGCUGUCCAUCGUGUUUGCAGCAGAACCAAUUAAACUAUAAACAAAUACAGAACCCUCCCAAGUGUGAAACCAAGAUACAGAAUACAAACGCUAUGUAUGCCCUAACCAGGCAGUGCUGUAGAAAAUGAAUCUUUAUAUCAGUAUACAAGGUAUUUUUAGUCGGAGGAGUUGCUGAGCGAGAGGUACGCUGUCCAUGCAAUACCGACAGUGGACACAAACGGCUAGUAGUUGACAUGUUAGCAUUCAUUGACCGCCACAGAUUUUCUUUUCUUUUUUGAAAGAGCGAGGGCGAGACAUACCAGUUGGAACUGCACGGGCAUCAAGCGAAAGUUGAUGACCUGCACGGCGGGCCAGACGACAAAGUUGGCCUUGAGCGUAGGGAUAUACAUAUCGCGCAGCUUAUUGCUGACUGCGCGACGGCCGCCGCCCUCAGCGACAGUCAUGGCGGUAAAGAAGAGCGCAAUACCAAACGGCGCAAAGACAAACUGGUCCAUGGCCACGCGCUUGAGGGCUGGGCCAAAGGCGCUCGUCUUGGACAUGGGGAACGCAUACUCGAGAAACUUGAACCACUUGAACUGCACGGGGGCAAUGCAGAAACCGUAGCCCAUGAAGCGCGUGAGGCGCUCAAAGUCAAAAGGAGGAGGGACGCGGGGCGAGGAGGAGGGGGUGUCGUAGUGGGAUGUCUUUUCGUCGAGAUCGGUGAUUUCAAUAUCAAAGUCCUCCUUCUUGGAGGUAGCGCCGGCGCGGGAGCCGGAGCGGUGGCGGACGGCGGUGAUUGUUUGGGCGACUGUGUCUGCCAUGCCACCGAGGAUAGCGUUGGUGACCAUCAUAGUGAGGACUAUAAGAAAACAUCUGUUAGUGGAAGCUGAGCUGCAUCAUUUGGGGUGGGCAUCGUACUCGGUCGUUCCUCGUAAGAGGCGUUGAAGCGCGCGGCAAGCCUAGCUGCAAAGGCCAUUUCGAAGAGUAGAACUACUAUUUGUAUGAGGGGCUGUGGAUGCACAAAAAAAACGGUUAGUAUUCUGGGAUAAUGGUUCGGAGGGGAUAAAACAAACAAAGUAGCCCAGUAUGUAUCUGUUCUGGAGGCGGGAAGACCGGCCAUGAUUGGGUUCCCAGGACAUUUCAGAGUUGUGUAUUCGGUAGUAGAGGAUUCAGAGAUGGUCGAGCAGAUGGUGAUGGUAUUAUGGCAAUGUGCGGCGAUGCUUGGGAAGUUGACACGCGAUCUUGAAGCUGGUGGGUGUGCGGGCGCUGAAUGGGCAAACUAAUUCUGUCGAAUAUAGACCUGAUGUCCUAGAGAAGUAAAAAAGAAGCAAGAAAAGACCGACAAAAAGAAGGCAGCAAAAAAGCGAUGGCGAGAGACACAAAAUAAAAACAAAAAGGGAGAGUUUUGGCGAUGACGGUUACACGUUUUGGAGAAAAGAUG